AUGCCAAUAGAUGAUUACAAGUGCAAUAGUGUAAUAUUUAAUGGGAAUAUUUUGAUUUCUGGAUAUCGAAAUAGAAAUCUUUUGUUAUACUCAGUUGAUAAUGAUUCUUUCUCGACAAUUCCUUGUGAGUUCGAAAAGAAUAAAUCAAAGAUCCUGAUAAAUGCAGAGAGACUUUAUUUGAUUGAAUGCGAAGAGGGAUCAUUCUAUGAAAGCGAAGUUGGCAGUUACUCGAAUUGGAGAAGAAUAGGAAAAUCAGUAAUGGAUUAUGAUCCUGAAAAAGUUUAUUGUUCAUAUAAAGUAAUAAAAUUUGAUUUACUUUUAAUUAACCAUUUUAUGACUUUUUUAACGCAAUCAAGCUCUUUUCUUGCAAAUAAAACUUGAAGUAGUCAGAUCUAUCUAUUCCAAUGUAUAUAUAUCCUUCAUUAUAUGAACAAUACACUUGAUAAGUACUAA
Molecule: messenger RNA, 453 nt
Organism: Blepharisma stoltei
Lineage: Eukaryota; Ciliophora; Heterotrichea; Heterotrichida; Blepharismidae
Source: the annotation of a GenBank genome assembly